AAAACAGCCUGAAAUCUGACUGAUCGUUUUACUUCCUACAAACAUUCGCGAACCCUGUUACAAGCUUUCCUGAAAGAGCUGAUAGUCACACGGCCAUUUUUGCAAUUCGCAGAUAUAGCUAGUGAACCUCAUUUAAUGUUUUAUUAGUUGAAAGGAUAAGCUGUUUGCUAGUUAUAAAUAGAGUAAAAUAGAAGGGUAAAAUAGAUAGGUUUACAGAAAUGUAAGUGUGGUCUUACAAUCUUUAACAGUUUGAAAAAAGCUUGUUUACUAACAAGACAUUUGCAGUAGUUUAGCAAAGACUGCUACCCUGCUACAUAACCGGAAAGCUGAAUAUGUUCAGUUGAAUAAAGCUCAUAUGAAAACAUUUAAAGCUUGUUUCCUAUAAAUAUUUAUAUGGUCAUGGAAUAAUGCAGAAGAAGAAAAAGAAUAAACUAUGAAAGAUGUCUUUCCUGUAUUUCUUCUAUUUCUGUUGCCUGUUGUCUUUGUCCUCAUGUAUGCCACCUAUCUGGUCCCAGCCUGAGCAGGUGCACAUUUCUUAUCCAGGUGUAAAGGGUUCCAUGCUGGUCACUUGGAUAACCUUUAACUACACAGAAAGUUUGGUGGAAUAUGGACUAUGGGGUGGAAAGCUUUUCAGUCACACUUCUAAGGGACACUCCAGUCUGUUUAUUGAUGGAGGCUCAGAGAAGCGUAAAAUGUACGUUCACAAAGUCACUUUGUCAGACCUCAGACCUGGGGCUAAAUAUGUCUACCACUGUGGUAGUGAGGAAGGUUGGAGUGAUCUUCUCUUCUUUACUGCUCUGAACGAUAGCACACAGUUUAGCCCUAAAUUUGCUCUGUUUGGUGACAUGGGAAAUGAAAACCCCCAGUCACUGGCCAGACUUCAGAAAGAAACACAGGCCGGCGUGUAUGAUGUCAUCCUGCACAUUGGAGACUUUGCUUAUGAUAUGCAUGAGGACAAUGGCAGGAUCGGGGAUGAGUUUAUGAAACAGAUUGAGUCCAUUGCUGCCUAUGUGCCAUAUAUGACCUGUCCUGGUAAUCACGAGUGGGCCUACAAUUUCUCCCACUACAGGAGUCGAUUCAGUAUGCCAGGGGAAACUGAGAGCCUGUGGUACAGCUGGAACAUUGGGUCAGCACACAUCAUCUCAUUCUCCACAGAAGUUUACUUCUACCUCGAGUAUGGCCUAGAUCUCCUUUUUAAACAGUAUGAAUGGCUACAAAAGGACUUGGUGGAAGCAAACAAACCAGAGAACAGGGCUGCAAGACCCUGGAUAAUCACCAUGGCACAUAGACCCAUGUACUGCUCCAAUGAUGAUAAAGAUGACUGCACCAAGUUUGAAAGCUAUGUACGUCAUGGACGCAGUGAUACAAUGCCACCAGCCCCUGGCCUGGAGGACUUAUUCUAUAAGCAUGGAGUGGAUCUGGAGCUCUGGGCACAUGAGCAUACAUACGAGAGACUAUGGCCUGUUUAUAAUUACAAGGUGUAUAAUGGGAGUUUUGAUAAGCCAUAUGUUAACCCUAAAGCACCAGUGCAUAUAAUUACUGGCUCAGCUGGGUGCCGAGAAAAACACGAUGGGUUUAUCCCCCAUACUCGAGACUGGAGUAGUUUUAGAAGCACUGAUUAUGGCUACACACGCAUGCACCUCAUGAACUCAACACACAUCUACCUGGAACAGGUCUCUGAUGACCAGUCAGGAAAAAUUAUAGACAGCUUCACAUUGAUAAAAGAAGUUCAUGGGCCCGAAGCCUGGCUCUGAAGACUCCAUCUGCUCUAAGAAAGUGAAUAUAUUCCAACUUUUAUGCAAUGAAUUGAACUUUAAUACCACAUGUGCUGGAUUUUAGUUUGGGAAAAUAAUAAAUAAAAUGCAUUAAUCAUUUGUGCAAGAGACUAAGCCUGAUAUAUAUAUAUAUAUAUAUAUAUAUAUUUUUUUUUUAAUGAUCAGUGGCCAGAGAUUCUUCUUUCUUAACUUGUUAACUUGUUUUUAAACAUGAUUAUAUAAAAUGUAAUCUUAAACACAUUGUUGAAACUUUUAAUAAUCAUUUAUUAAUAUCCAAUGGAAACUUUGUUCUAUGUGCACUCUGAUUUCAGGAAAUAAUAUUUCUUUGGAACAAUAAAUGCUGCUGAGUUUUGAUUUUCUAUUAAACCUCAAUAAAACUUUUCAAGAUAUUGAUAGUCUUGAUAGCUCUCUUGUUAAUGUUUUUUUAGGGCAAAGUUUUGUAUUGAAUUCAAAGUAAAUUCCCAUAUAAUUAUUAUCUAUGUGUUUUAUAUAAUGAUAUUAUUUCUUUAUUUACUGACUAGGCAUAACUUUAUUGCCACCGAUCAGGCAUGUCAUCCAACUUGUUGAAUAAACCCAUUUGGGUAUAGUCAUUGAUCAUGUACUCUGAUAACUUAAAAAAUAAAUAAAUAAAGUGUAUGCCAAAGUCAAAGGUUUUGUUUUGUUUUUGGCCAGCACUGAAGACAUUCGUGUUUGAGGUGAUUAUGAGACAGUAUAUCUAAAUUUCAGCUUUUACAUUAGCCCUGAUCUUCCUCAAAAUCGUUUCCAAUUAGGGGCCAAAAAUCAAACUUGAUUGAGUUCCAUGGGCCAAUUGAAUUAUACUUUACCUUCUAAUAAAAUUUUAUUUGCCAUAGUUCUUAUUUAUGAUUUUAUAAUAUUUAAAAAUGAGUAAAUAAAUAGAAAACAUUACUCUGUGAUCUGAUUAAAUAAUGAAGUUUUAUUUUUUUUCAAGUUAUUCUUUAGUAAAACUCAAAGCACAAUUAAAAACAAUCGAAUUUAUUGUACAAUAGAUAGUAGUUUGUAGAUUGAUUAGAUAUGAUUGCCUGAUGCAGUUAUUCAGUGACCUUCAGUGAUUUAAAGAAAAUGUUCCACUUUUUGUUUGACCCCACACAUUUUCAACCAAAUUGUCAAUUGUGUGAUUGCUUAAAUGAUUAAGACCACUGUAUGUCUUUUUUGUCCUAUUGCAGCAAUUGUAUCUAUAUAAAAUAUUUUUCUACCAUUCUU
Messenger RNA from Silurus meridionalis, 2996 nucleotides. It is a transcript of the gene acp7, whose product is annotated as acid phosphatase 7, tartrate resistant (putative). The record is from RefSeq and is a predicted model, not a curated record. Gene Ontology annotation, molecular function: metal ion binding; acid phosphatase activity. NCBI's taxonomy places the organism in Eukaryota, Metazoa, Chordata, Actinopteri, Siluriformes, Siluridae. The transcript is spliced from 14 exons. The coding region runs from base 441 to 1754 and encodes 437 amino acids.